UUCUUCCUCGACCCUUCUCCCUCUCUCCUCCAUAAGUUCCAGAAACUCAAAAUUCAAAACCUUAAAGACCUCAGCUUUGAGAUCUUUAGCUAGUUUCAAAACAUAUAAGUUCUCUCUGAUGAUGUCUGGCUCGAGAUUAAUAAUCUUCGCAAUAAUCUCCGCAACCUUCUUCACCGCUGGAUCAAUCCGAUUACUCUCAGAAGAUGCAUCUUCAGACUUCAUGGAGGCUCCAGCGUACAUAAACGGACCAGAAUGCUCUGUUCUACCCCAAAACAGACUCCUCUUAGCUUGCGAUCCUUCAGCUGUUCACAUAGCUAUGACCCUUGACCCAGCUUACUUGCGUGGCACGGUCUCCGCAGUCCACUCCAUCCUCAAACACACCUCUUGCCCUCAAAACAUCUUCUUCCACUUCAUUGCUUCAGGGUCAAGCCACGUAAAGACUCUCUCCUCUGUUUUUCCUUCUCUGAGUUUCAAAGUCUACACCUUCGAUGAAACCCUUGUUAAAGAUCUCAUCUCUUCUUCCAUAAGACAAGCUCUCGAUAGCCCCUUGAACUACGCGAGAAGCUACCUGUCAGAGAUUCUUUCAUCGUGCGUUCACCGAGUGAUUUACCUAGACUCAGAUGUGAUCGUGGUCGACGAUAUCAAGAAGCUAUGGAAGACUUCUUUAACCGGUUCAAGAACCAUCGGUGCGCCAGAGUAUUGCCACGCGAACUUCACCAAGUACUUCUCAGAUAGUUUCUGGUCAGACCGUAACCUCUCUCGAGUCUUUGACUCCAAGAGUCCUUGCUACUUCAACACAGGUGUGAUGGUGAUCGAUCUUGAGAGGUGGAGAGAAGGAGACUACACGAGAAAGAUCGAAAACUGGAUGAGGAUUCAGAAAGAAGAGAGGAUCUAUGAGUUGGGUUCUUUGCCGCCGUUUCUUUUGGUAUUUUCCGGUGAGAUUGAAGCUAUUGAUCACCAGUGGAACCAGCAUGGUCUAGGUGGAGACAACGUUGUGAGUAGUUGCAGAUCUUUGCAUCCUGGUCCGGUGAGUUUGAUACAUUGGAGUGGGAAAGGGAAGCCAUGGGUAAGGCUUGAUGAUGGUAAGCCUUGUCCUGUUGAUUAUCUAUGGGCUCCUUAUGAUCUACACAAGUCACAAAGACAGUACCUUCAAUACAAUCAAGAGUUAGAGAUUCUUUGAUUCAUUUAAUUUUUUUUUUCUUGAUUCCAUGAAUUCUAUUUUUUGUUUCUUCGUAAAAAGUUUUGCUCUUCUUUUGAUGUAUAUAAAACGGAAAUACAUUGAGGAUUUACCUCUUCCAUUGAUCUAUCAGUUCUUGAUUUCGCUCAA
Messenger RNA from Brassica oleracea var. oleracea, 1327 nucleotides. Its product is annotated as probable galacturonosyltransferase-like 10. The transcript has a single exon. Bases 119 to 1180 code for a protein of 353 amino acids. Gene Ontology annotation, molecular function: glycosyltransferase activity. NCBI's taxonomy places the organism in Eukaryota, Viridiplantae, Streptophyta, Magnoliopsida, Brassicales, Brassicaceae. Gene Ontology annotation, cellular component: Golgi apparatus. The record is from RefSeq and is a predicted model, not a curated record.